This is a messenger RNA of Electrophorus electricus (electric eel), 2970 nucleotides long. Its product is annotated as solute carrier family 2, facilitated glucose transporter member 11. Gene Ontology annotation, biological process: dehydroascorbic acid transport. Gene Ontology annotation, cellular component: plasma membrane. The record is from RefSeq and is a predicted model, not a curated record. Lineage: Eukaryota; Metazoa; Chordata; Actinopteri; Gymnotiformes; Gymnotidae. Gene Ontology annotation, molecular function: D-glucose transmembrane transporter activity.
UUUUAAUUAUUUAAAAUGAGUAAAGCUGGUAAUGACAGAAAGGGUUGUUCUUUGACUCUGACACUGACCGUGUGUGCUGCUGCUAUUGGGGGGACCUUUCAGUAUGGUUACAAUAUUGCAAUCAUCAACGCACCUACUACAUCCAUUCAGAAGUUCAUUAAUGAGACGUGUUUGGAGAGAUGGGGCACGGCUCUGACGUCCAGCAAGGUCACGCUGACGUGGACUCUCAUUGUUUCUGCGUUCUCGCUCGGUGGGCUGUUGGGAUCCUUGCUUGCUGGCCCCAUGGCCAUCCACUGCGGGAGGAGGCAAACGCUGCUGCUAAACAACUGUUUCCUUAUGGCCAGUGCUGUCAUGGCCCUGAGCAGCCGGCCCGCAAAGUCCUUCGAGAUAAUCGUCGUGGCUCGCGUCCUUAUCGGCGUGAAUGCAGGCGUGAGCAUGAACGUCCAGCCCAUGUACUUUGGGGAGAGCGCUCCCAAGGCCCUGAGGGGCGCUGUGGCCUUCUCCUGUGCCGUCUUCACCGCCAUGGGAAUCCUGCUGGGUCAGGUGGUCGGUCUGACCGAGGUGCUGGGCGACGAGGCGCUCUGGCCGUACCUCCUGGCCAGCAAUGCCAUCCCCGGCCUGCUCCAGCUGCUCACCCUGCCCUGGUUUCCAGAGAGCCCGCGCUACCUGCUCAUCGACCGGGGUGACAGGGAGGCGUGUGGCCGCGCCCUCGGCCGCCUGCGGGGCCGUGAGGCGUCCGACGCCGAGAUGGAGGAGAUCCUGGAGGAGCAGAAGGCCACCGGGGAGGCUCGCGCCAAAUCCCCGUGGGAGCUGCUUGCCGACGGCGACCUCCGCCGACAGCUGUGUGUCGUCAUGGCAGCCAGCAGCAGCAUGAUGCUGUGUGGGAACGACUCCAUCUACUUCUAUGCCUCCUACAUCUUCCAGGAGGCUGGCAUCGGCGUGGAGAAGAUCCAGUACGCCACCAUUGGAACGGGCGCUUGCGAGUUUGCCGCCGCCAUCAUGUCUAACUUGUUGAUAGAGAGGGUGGGCCGGCGGAAGCUCCUCCUGGGUGGGUACGUGCUGAUGAGUGGCUGGGCUGUGGUCUUUACCCUGUCUCUCUCUUUGCAGGGCAAGGUGGCCGGCAUGCCUUACCUGAGCAUGGCGUGCAUCUUUGCUUACAUCCUUAGCUUCGGCAUGGGUCCGGCGGGGGUGACCGGGAUACUGCCCACCGAACUCUUCGACCAGAAGGCCCGGCCUGCAGCUUAUAUGCUGGCUGGCUCUAUGAUGUGGGUUAAUCUUUUCCUGGUGGGGAUGGCCUUCCCUUUCAUAGUGAACAGCCUGGGCCAGUUCUGUUUCGUUCCCUUCUGUGGGAUCUGUGUGGUGUCAGCCAUCUACAUUAGGCUUACCCUACCUGAGACCAAAGGGAAGACUCUGGCUGAAAUCACAGCCGAGUUUGACAAGUGCAAUAUGAAGGGUUUAUCCAGUUCAGCACAGAACCAGUUACAGCUGCAGGAGACCCAGCACAGGACUGACCUGACUUCUGUGCAUUUGGAGAUUGAGGAGAUCUGAUCAAAGGAUAAUGGUGUUUCUACACUUUAGCAUUUUGUGCUAUCUUAUCUGGCAUUAAGAAAUAAUUUAAGAAAUUAUAUACACCUAUAUGCUGAAUUAUUUUGGGUAACGGUACAGUCAAGUAAUUUUUCCCCAAUUCUGUAGCCUCUAGAAUGUUAGUGAACUUUAUUGAACAUGGGAGGGAAACUCAUGUGAAGCAGCAUGUGAGGUAUAACAGAGAAACAAAGAAUAUAAAUAAAUAUGCAAGAAACAAAUAUGUGCAGAAUAGAUCAAAAAGACCAGUUAUUAAAAUGACCAGUUAUUGCACAUUAUCUUGACUGUAUAAGUAAUGAACAGUGUGUAGUGCACAUGUAUUGAAGCCCUACUGGAAUGGAAGUAACCUGGGAUGAGACCUUGGGACUAUUCUCUUCUUUAAGAUAACUGUAGCACGCCUGACCAUUUGGUUUUUAUUCGCUGGUCUUCAGUUUUAGACACACUUUAUUGACUCUUAGAAUUUCAUGUUGGAUGACAUGAAUCAGCUUCUAUUUAUUUAUUUAUUAUUAGAAAACACGAAUGUGCCUUUAACCUUUUCAGGUAGCACUAUUGUGUAUGAAACCUUAAGGAGUCAGGCAUGCUGUAUUUACAUGUAUGCACUUGUAGAAUAUAUGUUGGUUACAGUUUGUUACAGUGAGACCUCUCUUCAGAUGUUCAGGCCAGGGUGCUGGGUGAUGUCUGCUUCAUGCCAGGUGUAGUCUGGCUUCCUGCACUAGGAACGCCAUUCAUGCGCUAACAGAGUCUUGGAAUUUGGAUGUACUUUAACUGAAUUUAGAAUAAAAGAUUAAGGCUCUUACACUGAAACUACUGCAUUUCUAGUUAUUCAGGCACUGUGUGCUCUUGAAUGCCAAGGCAUUGUUUGAAUCGACAUUUUAAUACUUUUCCAUUAUUUGUUUUGAACAAGUAACAUGAACUUUUAACUACUUUUUGACACCAAAUGGUGCUUUCCACUUUAUCUGGGGUAGGUUUUUAUUUAGAGGUUAAAGUGAGGUUUUUAAAGUCAAAGAUGACCAUUUCAAACAAUACUGCAACCAAAUGCAACCUUACUGUAUAUACUGUGCUUUUAUUUUUCUUCAGUAGGUGGCGGUGUAUCCCAAAGGCACUCUGUCAUGCUUGUUGCCUCUAUUGGCACUUUAUUACUGCGUAUGAUUGCUGUCUCAUCCUGUGAACAAGGUCACCCUCAGCAUGCCAGUGAGCUGCCAACAGAUGACAGGUUAGCAGGAGCGGAAGGGUGCGUGACUAAACACGCUCAUCUGCUCCGCUCUUCCCCUGUAAAGUUGGCCUGCUGUCUCCAUUGUACCCCCUGUAUGCACAGCAAAUGUAUUGAUUAUACUCGGAUCAAACUAUAAAGUCAAUAAAGCCUUACAUGUGCACUACAUGUCAGAGUCA